This is a messenger RNA of Cylindrotheca closterium, 918 nucleotides long. Lineage: Eukaryota; Bacillariophyta; Bacillariophyceae; Bacillariales; Bacillariaceae. The record is from the annotation of a GenBank genome assembly.
AUGAACGAUGCAGGAAUACUCACCCUGCACAAAGAUUUCUUGGAAAUAUACAUCAACAUGGCACCACACAUUGGCGAAGCAUACGUCAUGGACAACGCCAAAGUACUAGUCCUUCUAAGCAAGUUUAUUGUGGGGAAUACGGAAGCUGAGGCGACCCUCCAAGCCAUCAACAUUGCAGGCAAUGGAAGAGAAGCAUUCAAAGCACUGCGUACCCACUAUGCAGGCGAAGGGAUACUAGCCAGCGAUAUCGUUGAAGCUGAACACACCAUCAAAGAACUGUAUUAUGUUGGUGAAAAACCCAAAAUGAACUGGUCCAUGUUUGAACGAAUGCUGAAGAAAGCGUAUGCAGCAUGCGACAAACAUGAGGGGAGAGAAGUCCAUUCAGACGCAAUGAAACUGCGUAGCCUACAAAGUAAGGUUACAGCACCAUUUCUACAACUGAACAAGACGGCAAUCGAUACAGAAAUUAGCAAAAGACCGAUGUUAAUGACUUUCACAACAGCAUUACAAAUCUACCAAACUGCAGUGAGAGAAAAGUGUCCCCAAGGAAUCAGCAAUGCAGCCGAUAGGGGACGAUACUUGAGCGAAACUAGAGCUGACAAUGAUUGCGACAGAAGCAGGAGCCAAAACGAUGGAGGAGGCAACAAACAUCGCAACAAAGAAGAGAUUACUCUGAGUAAUGGAGAGAAGAUCUGUCAAAGAUUGCCGCCAAGAAGAACAACGAGACAGGCCGCACAAACACAACAAGUGGAAAUGCAGCUGGCGGAAUUGCGAGCCAAGGUAGCAUUGAUGAAAUCAAAUAACGUUCCUGCUACAGUCCCAGCCGAAGCAGCCACGCAGAUAUCACAAGUGACUAUGGGAACAGCUGGAAGUACAGCAAUGGGCGGACGCAACCAACAGGCAAGUGGGAGGACCUGA